GUAAGAAUGUAUACAGUAGCUAAAAUAUUUACACAGGAGGGAAUAUCUGAAAAAUUUGUAACAUCCGUGGUGAGUCACGCAUCGCAUGGGAUCGUCAGCCCCCAUCCGAACCUCUCCUCCGUACGAGCUAUAAUUACGAAGUUUAAUUGACUAACGAGCGCAGACGAGGAUCGGCGAAGCAGUGCAGAAAUGGAGCUCUGAUUGGUCCAUUCACUAAAGCCCAACUUGGUUCAUUCACGUUGCAAUUAAUUCGAAAGCGUCUAGCCACGGGGAGAGCUGUAACGUUUCUCGUAGAAACUUCUCUCCUCGUAAGGGAGAGAGGGGGAGAGAGGGAAAGAGAGAGAGAAAAAACGUUCUCGACAAUGUUCGUCGAUGGUCGGCAGUUACACGAUCGAAUUUGUAAAUGGAAUCGAAACUUAAGAGAGAAAUUUAAGAGAAUCCUCUUGCUGCUAAUAAAUGCGACCGUUUACCCUCGUCGAAUGUAAUUUUCUGGUAUUCGAUGGGAUAUGAGAACGGUAAAUCAACGAUGCGAUAAAGGAAAUAAUCGUAGGUCGAUGAACGAAAAUUCAAUGAAAUUUUUGUCAAACUUGCGCAGAGUUUCCUUUGGAAAUGGGACGCGUGUGAAAUUUGAAAAAAAAAAUUCUCUUCAUUGACUGCAUCAAUUCUCUGAUAUUCAAUGGCAUAUGAUAACAUUGAUUCGCGCGAUGAUAAAAUGGAUCAAUGGGAAUUUAUCGAUGAAAUUCGAAGGAAUUUUUUUUUUAUAGAAUAGUAAAAAAUUUUUUCUUUGAAGUAUAGAAAAUUCGAGAAAAUUAAAAAAAAUUGUCGUUCUCUUUUUGCUCGGCUGCAAUUCUCUAGCUUUCAAUGGCCACGUGAUAACGACGAAUCAACAUUGAUUCACGCGAUAAAGUAAAUUAUCGCGUGAAAAAGGUCGUUGAACGGGAACCGGUCGGCCCAAACUCAGGAUCGUGGAAUGUUUUUCAUUCGUUUCCCACGGAGCCGAACCCGCGUGAAAUCUGAGAAAAUAUAAAUAACAAACACUUAUUCUCGUCGUAUUCUUCGGUAUAUUUUUUCGAUGGCAACAGCGAAUCGAUAUUUGUUCGCGCGAUAAAGUAAUGGUUGAAACCGAUCGGUCAAAUUCAGAAUCUUCUCAGGCUGGUGCGAAGGUUUCCCUCGGCAACACAUGUGAAAUCGGGAUAGCAGGCAUGGGAACCCACGAAAUGCAGAUCCGCCUUCGCACAUGCCUCGAUGCACGCACGUAUGUGCGCCGUACACCGAAUUAACGACGACCUAAUUGACCGUCGCUAAUUCCCUCGUCCUCUUCCCUUGUUGCUCGCAUCCAAUCCUCGAGUUUCACCACGUACAUCUAGUUAACGCCAACCAGCGUCUCUCAAACUUUCCUCCGUCGGUCUAUUUCGCGUUUUCCGCUCGACUCGGUGAGAUUCGAUUCCACCGACAAGUUCAUUCAACGAACUUCUUCCCCGUCUACUUUUCUCCAGUGGUAUCUAUCUAUCUAUCUAUCUUUUUCUUUCUCACCAUCGAUUCUCAUGGCUGCGAUCGUAACGAGUGAAUCAACCGAAUCGAACGAAUGUGCUUUCCAAGCGACUCGAAAGUUUUAUUUGGCUUUACUCGGUAGCUUUACCUGCUUUAAAUCUGUCAUUAACUUGAAUUUCUUUCGAGAACGUGGAGCAAUGACACACGCUAAUGCCGCGUGUACGCUCGCACGUAUAUAAUCGAGCGAUAAAGUUGUAGCGUCGUUACCGACCGCGUUAUGGCCGUUUCACACCUACGUUACCAUACUUUCCACGUUAUCGUCUCUCACAUUUUCUCACGCUUGCCGUAAUGGUAAUAUCGGGGAAAGUAAUUUGGAAUAAUUUAAAUCUCUAUUAUAAGAUCGAAGGUUCAAGAAAAAGGUAUGCAAAUUUUUAAUUUCAUUCAAUUGUUACGCACGAUGCAAGAAUGGAAGUAACCCGUGACGUGAGGUGAUCACAGAAUUGCUUGAAAAAUUUCGACCGAUUUUGAUUUCCUGUUGGAAUCCACAGGAAAUUAACGACAAAUCGUAGCUCGUAACGGAUGAAUAGCUUUAAAUCCGUUAGACAAUCGGGAAGUAAUUAUGGAUUUGUGCUGGUUCGACCCAAUUAAACCCAUCCCAAAUUAAAUGCGUUUUCAAUUCGUGAUCCAUCCUAUUGAUACCCGCCAAUACGAUUCAAGAGCACAAGAGCGAUUCUUUCGCGAUUGAUACGUAACGAAAUUACGAUUUAUGCGUCCGUUGAAAAUCGUUGAUACGGAAAAUCGUGCAUUCACACGGCGGACACAGCGACGCGGCCGUGCUUUCAUUGCGCGCAACGUAUCCGUAACAGGGCUACCAACCGCGUUAUUCGAAUUUAAACGCAGCCGCAAGAUCCAACCUCGACACGAAUCUGGUAAAAUUUAAUAUUCGGUCACGGACCAAUGGGAGCGUCCGCAAACGAACGACGCGACACGGCCAAUCCGUGGCCAAGUGUGUACGACACGUGUGUAUGACACGAUCAUCUCUAACGCAUCGAACAUUUAUUACGCCGUGUUUCAUCGUGAUUUGCGGAAAUUUCGCUUCGAUUAUUAAUCGCCUGUGGGCCGAAACGAAAAGGAUCCUCUCUUGGCCCCGGCCAGCGGGAAGAUUAAUCGUGCAAAAGCUCGAAGAAAGAAAGAAAAAGAAGAAAGAAGAAGAAGAUGAAAAAGAAAGAAAGGAGAGAAAAGUUGACCGUCCCCAGAUUUCAGCAGGCACACGUUGGUCAGACCGCGGAUCUAUCACGGCAGGACUAGGCGGCAGAUCUCCUCGACCAAAGAGAACGAUGUGGAACACGCGGACGUGCUGGUGGUAGGCUUGGAACUUGAUGGAGUGAAACGUACCUUGGACUUGAGAUUAAAUUCUGAUCUAAUUCCUGUGGGCUAUCAACAACGUCAUCAGCAUCAAGGCACGUACAAAGUGUACACUCCCUCGAAAGUCGAACUCUGCCAUUAUCAAGGUAGCGUUCGCGACCUUCCCGGCUCCUGGGUAGCCCUAUCUACUUGCAGAGGACUGCGCGGCGUCGUCUUCGACGGCGAGAGCCUUCAUCACAUUCAACCGGAGCAAGAAUCUUUGGACUCGCGUCAUUACGUCUACAAGCACAGCGAUCUCGUCGCCAAUCACACCUGCGGUUACGAAGGAACGUCGCACCAUGUUCUCGACCGUGAACAACGCGGCAUCGUCAGCAGAAUCGCAAGGCACAAGAGAGCGGCCGAGGCGAUUCGAGGACCCUACAACGCGAACAGGCAUUCACGAUACGUAGAAUUGGUCCUCGUGAUAGAUAAGAAGGAAUACAUCGCUCUCGACGAGAAUCUGGACAAGGUUCAUCAACACUGCAAAGAUAUCGCUAACAUUAUCAAUGCAUUGUACAUGCCGUUGAAUAUAUUCAUCGCGUUGGUCGGAGUGCAAGUUUGGUCGGACGCGGAUGAAAUAGCCCUGUCUCCGAACGGGGACACCACCCUCUCGAAUUUCCUUCGAUACAGGAGGGAGAAACUGGUUCAAGACAUGCCGAACGAUAACGCCCAGCUGUUGACGCGGAUCACUUUCGAGGGUGGCGUGGUAGGGAAGGCGCUCAAGGGACCAAUAUGCACCUACGAGUUCUCGGGUGGCGUCUCGAUGGAUCACUCGAACGUAGUUGGACUAGUGGCUGCAACCGUCGCUCACGAAAUGGGCCACAAUUUCGGGAUGGAGCACGACUCGGCCGAUUGCGACUGUCCCGAGGAGAAAUGCAUCAUGGCGUCGUCGAGCGGCUCGUCGGGGCCGACCCACUGGUCGACCUGCUCCCUCGAGCACCUGGCGCUCGCGUUCGAGCACGGGAUGGAUUAUUGCUUGAGGAACAAGCCGCAGAAGCUGUUCGACAGCCCGAUCUGCGGCAACGGGUUCGUGGAGCCCGGGGAGCAGUGCGACUGCGGGCUGAAGGAGAACUGCGACAAUCCGUGCUGCAACGUGACCACGUGCAUGUUGCACGGCAACGCGAGCUGCGCGACGGGCGAGUGCUGCGACCUGAAAACGUGCCGGCCGAAAACCGCGGGCACCGAGUGCAGAAGCGCCGAGCACGAGUGCGACCUGCCCGAGUACUGCACCGGGCAGAGCGAGUACUGCCCGGUGGACGUGUUCAAGAUGGACGGCGAGGCGUGCAGCAUGGGGAAAGCGUUUUGCUACCAGGGCUCGUGCAGGACCCACAACGAUCAGUGCAAACUGCUCUGGGGCCCCACGGGGACCUCGUCCGACGCGCAGUGCUACGAGAUGAACACGAAAGGGACGAAGCACGGCAACUGCGGCUACAACCGGAUCGAAUCCAGCUACGUCAAGUGCACCGGAGAAAAUCUUUUGUGCGGAAUGCUCCACUGCAAGCACUUGAACGAGAGGUUGGAGUUCGGCAUGGAGUCGGUAGCGAUUCUCAGCCACUCGUUCAUCAACAACGGGGGAAAGAUCAUUCCGUGCCGCUCGGCCAUCGUGGACCUCGGCUUGAAUCAAGUGGACCCUGGCCUCGCACCCGACGGUGCCAAGUGUGCGCCCGGAAAGAUGUGCGUGAAUCAGAAGUGCAUGCCGGUGGCCGAUCUGCGCGCUUCCGUAUCCGGAGGGAAAGCUUGUCCUAACAAUUGCGGAGGCAACGGAGUGUGCAACAGCCUCGGCCAUUGUCAUUGCAAUCGUGGCUUCCGGCCACCAGAUUGCACUCAGCCCGGUGUGGGUGGAUCCGAGGACAGUGGCCCCGCAGAGGAUCCGAACGCGAGAAACGACUUCAUAAUGGCCCUGUACAUUAUCUUUUUGGGGAUCGUGCCCACGAUCGCUCUGUCCUCGUUCGGGAUUUGGUACGUGAGAAAUUCUGGGCAGAACUGGAAGAAGAGCAUGAUAUCAACGACCGAUCGCGGCCACAACGGACUGUCCAUCAAAACGAUCGAUCGUUCCAGUCCCUUGCCUCGUAACAUCGAAACGAUCGAUUCUAGUCUGAGUCAGGAUCCAGCGUGCGCGAGUUUGUUGCCGAAACCGGAUACCGACGAGCGUUACAACAAUAAUUUGUUCGGCCAGUUCAAAGGUUUCACGAUCACCCCGAUUAGGAAUCAAGCCAAGAGCCUCGAGCCGACCAAGCCUGCGCCUCCCCCGCCCACCAUCCCGACCGUAGCUAUUAAGACUAACAUCAAGGCGAUCCCGAAGAGCAAUCCAUCGCGUAGCUCGUUGCUCAAUUCGAACGCGAGCUUCGACGAGGCGGCGUCCCCGGCGCCCACGCUGCCGCCCCUCAAUCCAGGAUGCACGGCUCGGCCGUUGAUCAGCAGCCCCGUGCUCGCCGCAACCACGUGCACCUCCGUCGAGCUGGUGGCGCCCUCCAAACUCUCCGCGAGAGCUGCGGUGGACGGGCCGACCAGGCCCGCUCCGGCCCCGCCGAUCCUCCCCGAUCCCGGCCAGAAGCCGCAGAGGCCGAGCAGCACACCUCUGACGAACGUGCUGGAGAGCGAGAGAAGGCAGGAGAAGGGGAGCACCCUGAACAGAAUCGCGUCGAUGCUUCGGCCGAAUUCGGGGAUCGUGAAGGGCGGCGGGGUCGGGUCGCAGGUGUCGCAGAGGGACGAGAAGAGCGGCACCAACUCUCUGCCCAGGUUGCACCACCACAAGGCGAACAAAGUGAUCGACAAGGAGAUACUGAGAAACUUGGAGAUCUCGAAUCCUAUACCGCAAAAGGAGAUCGAGAUCCCGACUCCCUCGAUUCCGGUUAUCCCGGUGGCCGAGGCCGGCGAGCAGAAGAAGAGCGUGGUGCUGCGCGCUCAGUCGAUGCGGGACAGCAAGGUGACGCCGAGGCCCGCCAUCCAGACCUUCGGCUCGAUGCGGCAAACCAGCGCGGCGCCGCCCGUCAAACGACCCACGAGCAUCCCCGCGAGCACCAGGCCCACCGCGCCUCCCCCUGGCCCCCCCGUCCUCCCUUCAACGACCAGCACGGCGGACAAGACGGGGCACGAGACGGGGAAAAUUCCUGGACUGCCCGGAUACCAGAAUCCUCGGGUGAAAAGCCCGCAGAAAAUCGGGCUGGACAACGCUUACGACGAUUGCAUGAACCUCGUCGCCGAGCCCCCGUUGACCAAGAUAGCCGAGGAGUCGCCCACGACCAGCGACAAUAUUUACGCCGUGAUCGAGGAGGCGCUGCCCGAGAAAGGGAGGAAGAGCGGCGGGGACACGGAGAACGAGUACAAAUUGCCGAAGCGCGUGGAACCGAAUUCGAGUCACGAGCCGAUGGGUUUGCUGUCCGAGAUCGUGUCGGAGAUAUCGAAUCGGAAUUUCGACUCGAUAUACUCGACCGCGAGUUUGUCGAGGAAAGUGGAGGAGGAGGAGGAGGAGGAGGAGGAGGGGAGGUCGAAAAGCGGCGAGGACGCGGGUUACAACGGCGGCUCGUUCGGCGGUUACAUGAACUCGAGUCAUUACAAGUCGCCGGGCUCGAGCAUUUACUCCAACUCCGCCUCGGCCAAGUUCAAUUCCUCGAGCUCGACGACGAGCUCCGGCUAUCUGAACCCGUCCGCUUUGAACGUGCCGCGGCAGCAGCAGGGCGAGAAGUUGGCCGAGGCCAAGCCGAACCUGAACGACGAGAUAUCGAAGGAGCUUGGGAUGAAGGGUGGCGAGGACGGCGCGGCCCGUAAAUCGAUCGCGAAGACUCGGCUCAAUUCGCAGCGGGGUGUUGCGAGGGGCGAGGAGGGGGCGGCGGAGGGGGCGAAGGAGGCGUUGAAAGGCAAAGGCCCGGUCGCGAACGCGAAGCAAGUGGUGGAGAAUGCGUCGAGGUCUAAAGUACAGUAUUCUGACAGUGGUUCGAAAGCAAGUUGUGGGAAGCAAGGGGCGUCGAACGUGGACGGGAACUCGGAGACGAAGGGUGGCGAGCGCGCGGCCCAGCCGAACGAUAGCCCGGUGAAGCAGGACGCUCGUACGAACGCUAAUAGAUUAUCCCUGAAAACUGUGCCUUGUAGCCCUAAGGAUAACGGGGGAAAGUUUAACAGUCCCGACUUAGUCUCGAGCUGUUCCAAUUCUAAUCAAAUCAGUACAAAGUCGCCGGACGUAGUUGGAAACAAUCCAAAGGUUAAUUUUCAGCCGAAGAACGUUCAGAAAACGCCCACCCUCUCGCGGGGGAGUGCCGCGAAAGCGCCCGCCACCCCUGUAAAACCGUUGAACAUCGCGUCGAAAGGAGGUGGCCUCGCGGAGAAGAAGAAGUCUCCGACCGGAGGCAACGCGAAUGCGAUUAAAUCGAUAUCCGCGAAGGAACCGGCUUCGAAGAUCUCGCAGGCGAAACCGGGGGGGCAAAAGACGGAGGCGAAAGGCGGAGAUUCGGCAGCGAAAGCGAAUCCGGUGCAAAGGGCAGCGAGCAGCAAGUCGAACGUGGCCUCCCUUCAACAAAAAUUCGAGGCGAAUAAGAACGUAAACGCGGUCGCGUCACGGACGAUACCGAGCGUGCACAAAGCACAGCGUGCAGUCGGUAAAACGACUGAGACGGCGAGUGUGAAGAAAUAGAGGGGGGGGAGAUAAACGAAAAGUGGAAAGUGUCGUAGGAUCUAUUUCAAAUAUUCUAGUCUAUCGAUCAUAUUCGGAUUGAGGCGCGUAAACAGGAGAGACGUGUAACGAUAUAUUUCCGUUCAAACGAUAUUUCUACGAUGUUAUUUUAUUUAAAAAAAGAAAAAAAAAAAGAGAAAAAAGACCAGCCACGAAGGAAGGAAGGUGGAGUCAUAAUAGUACAAUGAUCAACCGUUAGCUCGGGAAGCCGAGCGAAAGAACCGAUUGAUCGGAAAUUACGCAAACUGUCAGAAUACUGAGAUUAGGUUGUAUCGGGCGCAAAACGACGCGAUAUAUUAUCGUUGUAAAUAUAGUAGUUACUUAAAAAUUCUAAUAUUUUUUGUAGAAAUUAUCCGUUAACGGUUCGGAUGUAACAACGCGAAACAUUAACGAUCGUCGGGAUAUUUAUCUUAAGAGCAUUUUGUAAACGAAGUAAGAAACAGAAAUAAGCAACAAUUAUUUUCAAAAGUUUCACUCGAUACCGCAAAAGGAACGCGUAAGAAAUUAUUGAAUUCUGUGAUAAUACAUGUAACGAGAGAAUAAUACAGAAACAUCGUAUCGUACAUUAUUAUAAGUAGCGGAUUAUAGAUGCGACCAAAUCUAUCAUUUUAUAUAUCGUAUCGCGCGAAAAAAAAAACCAUUAUGAAACUGGAGAAUAUAAAUUAAAUUUUCAAGAGGAGAAAUUAGUUUCGAAAGGAAUCCAUAUCCAAGAAAAAGAAAAUCUCUAUGAAACAGUAGCUCUUUCCAAAGAUUAACUAAGCAUCGUCGUUAAAACAUCGUGAUUUUCGUGAAUGCGAUCGUACCUUUGAGAUUCCUCUGCGAAUCAAAAUUUAGACGCGAUUAGCUAACGAUAAGAGAGCUUAAAUGGUAGUGUAUGCUAGAGUUUUAUGCUAUGUUUGAAAUCGAGGCAAAAUUAUUUCUACGAUAAACGAUAUGCCGACGUGUAACGAAGUAGAAAUAUUUUUGUUUAAAACGCUAUACGAUCGUCCUUUUAUUUUCGCACGAUUCUUUGCAUACAAUAAAAUACGAAUUUCGAACCUUGGUGUUCGUUUGCUAAAUAUUUAGCAUCGUUAGAUACGCAAAGAGACUAAGACGAAUAUUUAUUUGACUGAUCGAUGUAAAUAUGUUUAUAAUGUAAUAGAUGUAAGUAACAUUUUGUACAAUGUACCUUCGUGCUCGCUAAGUUAUAAUUCGCGAUCUACCUUUAAACGCAUACAUGCGACUUCAACAUUUAGCUUUUUCACCAUAUCUCGUUCGAUCUGUUGUAAAGGGUGCAGUAAAAUUCACCUGAAUUAAAGGAGAAAAAAGAAAAGACGAAAAAAAUGGGUUUUAUUGAACGAUACAGUUGUAACAUAUUUUUGCAUUUAUUAUUUCAACAUAGCCAUCUUUCGCGUAUAAGUAUUGUUCGCUUGUACGUCGCAAUGUUUUAAUUUAUACAGUUCCUAUGUACAGUCGUCUCGAUAUGUUGAAACAAUUUAGGGACCGCAACUCAAGUUCAAUAAAGCUUUAUAAUAAUCAUCCAUUCUUCGAGCAUCGUUUAUAAUCAUUCACCGCUUUUCUUCUUUCGACGAAAUGAUGUCGUAUGUAUGACUCUAGUGUAAAGACAAUCAGACGUUUUGCACGGCAUACGACUGUAAAACGGAAAGUGACGCCCUUCGAGAAAACCUUGGCCGUUCCAUAACUGUUUUAGUAAGAUUUUUUUUUUUUUUUUUUUUUUUUUUAGGAAAUACGAUUCAUUUUUAGAUUUCGUCGAUUAGAUUAUAAUUAGAUUUGUUAAAUGAAAUUGUUUUCCAAAACUCACGACUUACAGCCUAACAAAAUUAACAGACAUGGUUACAUUGUCCGUUCAAUACCAAAGAUAAGUUACGUUCCACGUGUUAAAGGGCCAAGAUAUACGUUAUCGUAACUACUUAAACGUUGUCUCAUAACUUGUAUAUUUCCUAAUGCAUAGUAAAGUUACAAUAAAUUCUUUAUUCCAUG
This is a messenger RNA of Apis cerana (Asiatic honeybee), 9541 nucleotides long. RefSeq names its product disintegrin and metalloproteinase domain-containing protein meltrin (gene Meltrin). NCBI's taxonomy places the organism in Eukaryota, Metazoa, Arthropoda, Insecta, Hymenoptera, Apidae. Gene Ontology annotation, biological process: membrane protein ectodomain proteolysis. Gene Ontology annotation, molecular function: metalloendopeptidase activity. The record is from RefSeq and is a predicted model, not a curated record.